GCUAUUGGAGAUUCAUAUGUUAGGAACAUAGAAUUUUCCCUAUUGUUUGUUAGGACAAUGCAUAAGGUUGUGGCAGUUGAGUGGCUUAGGAUUCAUAGCUUGUCUCAUUGCGGUGAUGGAUGUUAUGCACAAUGCAGUUGAUAUUAGUUUGGGAAAUUUGAAAUAUUGCAUUGUAAAAUUGUUGGAACGGGAGUUAAGAUUACGUUGCACAGAAAAACUAGUUGAUAGUAGUUUUUUCUCUGUCUUUCUGAUUUUUUUGAACAAACUUGUUGCUUUUUCCAGUUCCGCAGUUUUGGGAUUGGUGCCUAAUUGAUACGCGUUUCUUAUUUUAGAUUUUGACUUGUCUGAUGUCCAGCAAGAGCAUGCUAUGGUGAUUGAACAUCUUGCGCCAAGAUUUGCUGCUUUGAGAUUUGAACUGUGCCCGUGCCAUAUGAGCGAGAGUUACUUCUGGAAAGUGUAUUUUGUUCUUCUGCAUUCGAGGCUCAAUAAGCAGGAUGCCGAGGUCUUAUCCACACCCCAAGUAAUGGAAGCCAGAGCAAAGUGGAUGCAGGAGCUACAUUGUCAGACUGCAUUAGAACAUGAUCAAUUUGGAAGAAACACAUCUUUUUUAAAAGACAGUUCCAAUAUACUAGACGAAGAUUGUGCUCCGGUCUCAUCAUGUAGUGUUUAUUACGAGGACAAGAUGCUAAGGACGUAUCCUUAUGAAUCAAGGAUGUCCCCCACGGCUUAUGAGACUGAGAAGCACCCAGUUGAGAGUGAUGAAGUCCCAUUUAUUGACAAGUCUGUUACUGAAGAAAAGCCCAUCAUUAAGAGCGAGGACAAGAAUCUAACAGGUUGGUCCAUCCUCGAAGAUGCUAGAUAAUAUCUACAAAGAUGAUGACGACGAU
Messenger RNA from Pyrus x bretschneideri (Chinese white pear), 887 nucleotides. RefSeq lists its product as uncharacterized. Bases 368 to 862 code for a protein of 164 amino acids. The record is from RefSeq and is a predicted model, not a curated record. The transcript has 2 exons. Lineage: Eukaryota; Viridiplantae; Streptophyta; Magnoliopsida; Rosales; Rosaceae.